ACAAGUUGCAUAUUUAUAUUAAAUGCCAUUUGUUUAUAUUGAACAAAUUUGGUAUUUAUACCCAAUGCAUUUAAUGGCAUAAAUGUGAAUGACAAAGAAACUCAGGAAGGCAAGACAUAGAGGAAGGCCACUGGCUUUUCAGAAACCACUCAGCCUGUGAGCUCACUUCCCUUUUAUGAAAAAAAGCUUUUGCUUUUAAGGUGUCCAGAUAAAGGUCACACUCCCAGAGCGGAGGCUAUGUGAGUCUAAGCUGUUACCUCAGUAAUGGGAGUGUGGCUGAAACUCAACACCUUCUGAUCAUUCAUGGCCAAAGCCUCUUGGGGUGGGGGAGAGGGGGCACCUUGUAUGCAUGAGAUGAAACAGGAUACCAAGAUCCCCUUAAUUCCACUCCGAGUAGAGGAAAGGAAGUGUUGCCAAAAGGAACAUGUUUUUCUAAAUUGAAGAGUUGGAAGUUUGAAGGUCAAAGUCAGAAUAUUAGAACAGAGAGCCAUGCAAGUCAGAAUAUUAGAACAGAGAGCCAUGCAUGUAUUAUCUAAUACAAUUUUCUCAUUUUAUAAAUUAUAUAAAUGAGGAAACUGAGACGCAGCAAGGUUCUAGGAUACAACCUAACCUGUGUUAGAAGAAGGAUGAGAGUGAGGCUUAGGCUGGGAGUUGCAAUGGUCUGUAAAUGUGAGGAUAAGGAACAUGCCAUUCACUGUUGUGUUCCACCUCCUAGUCCAGUGCCUGGUGCAAAGUAGGGGCUUCAUAAACAUUGGUCACAGGCCUGAUGAAGGGACUGAUGUGAGUGAAUGAAUCCAUGGAUGAUGCAUCUGUACUUUGUGUUCCCUGCUAGUCAGAUGGACUCGGACACGCUCCAUUUCAGGUCUAUCUCAUCUGAGAUAUUAUUAGAGGUUUCUCUUUAUGUGCCAUGACUGAGUAGCGUUUUCUUCCACUGAAGUAUUGCUUCCUCUUUGUUGAUGUCACAGGACAAACAUCAGAACACUUACAGGAUGUGUGUAGUGUGGCAUGACAGAGAACUUUGGUUUCCUUUAAUGUGACUGUAGACCUGGCAGUGUUACUAUAAGAAUCAUUGGCAAUCAGACACCCGGGUGUGCUGAGCUAGCACUCAGUGGGGGCGGCCACUGCUCAUGUGAUUGUGGAGUAGACAGUUGGAAGAAGUACCCAGUCCAUUUGGAGAGUUAAAACUGUGCCUAACAGAGGUGUCCUCUGACUUUUCUUCUGCAAGCUCCAUGUUUUCACAUCUUCCCUUUGACUGUGUCCUGCUGCUGCUGCUGCUGCUACUUACAAGGUCCUCAGAAGUGGAAUACAUAGUGGAGGUGGGUCAGAAUGCCUAUCUUCCCUGCUCCUACAUCCCAGCCGCCCCAGGGAACCUCGUGCCCAUAUGCUGGGGCAAAGGAGCCUGUCCUGUGUUUGACUGUGGCAAUGUGGUGCUCAGGACUGAUGAAAGGGAUGUGAAUUAUCGGACAUCCAGCAGAUACUGGCUAAAUGGGGAUUUCCACAAAGGAGAUGUGUCCCUGACCAUAGAGAAUGUGACUCUAGCAGAGGGUGGGAUCUACUGCUGCCGGAUCCAAAUCCCAGGCAUAAUGAAUGAUGAAAAAUUUAACCUGAAGUUGGUCAUCAAACCAGCCAAGGUCACCCCUGCACCGACUCUGCAGAGAGACUUUACUGCAACCUUUCCAAGGAUGCUUACCACCAGGGGACAUGGCCCAGCAGAGACACAGACACUGGGGAGCCUCCCUGAUAUAAAUCUAACACAAAUAUCCACAUUGGCCAAUGAGUUAUGGGACUCUGGAUUGGCCAAUGAGUUACGGGACCCUGGAGCAACCAUCAGAAUAGGCAUCUACAUCGGAGCAGGGAUCUCUGCUGGCCUGGCUCUGGCUCUUAUCUUCAGCGCUUUAAUUUUCAAAUGGUAUUCUCAUAGCAAAGAGAAGAUACAGAAUUUAAGCCUCAUCUCUUUGGCCAACCUCCCUCCCUCAGGUUUGGCAAAUGCAGUAGCAGAGGGAAUUCGCUCAGAAGAAAACAUCUAUACCAUUGAGGAGAACGUAUAUGAAGUGGAGGCGCCCAAUGAGUAUUAUUGCUAUGUCAGCAAUGGGCAGCAACCCUCACAACCUUUGGGUUGUCGCUUUGCAAUGCCAUAGAUCCAACCACCUUAUUUUUGAGCUUGGUGUUGUCUUUUUCAGAAACUAUGAGCUGUGUCAGCUGACUGUUUUUGGAGGUUCUGUCCACUGCUAUGGAACAGAGUUUUCUCAUUUUCAGAAGAUAAUGACUCACAUGGGAAUUGAACUGGGACCUGCACCGAACUUAAACAGGCAUGUCAUUGCCUCUGUAUUUAAGCCAACAGAGUUACCCAACCCAGAGACUGUUAAUCAUGGAUGUUAGAGCUCAAACGGGCUUUUAUAUACACUAGGAAUUCUUGACGUGGGGGUCUCUGGAGCUCCAGGAAAUUCAGGCACAUCAUAUGUCCAUGAAACUUCAGAUAAACUAGGGAAAACUAGGUGCUGAGGUGAAAGCAUAACUUUUUUGGCACAGAAAGUCUAAAGGGGCCACUGAUUUUCAAGGAGAUCUGUGAUUCCUUUUUCGUUUUUUGUUUUUGAGACGGAGUCUUGCUCUGUUGCCCAGGCUGGAGUGCAAUGGCACAAUCUUGGCUCACUGCAACCUCUGCCUCCUGGGUUCAAGCGAUUCUCCUGCCUCAGCCUCCCGAGUGGCUGGGAUUACAAGCAUGCACCACCAUGCGCAACUGAUUUUUUGUACUUUUAGUAGAGACAGGGUUUCACCAUGUUGUCCAGGGUGGUCUCGAACUCCUGACCUCAUGAUUCGCCCGCCUCGCCUCCCAAAGCACCGGGAUUACAGGCCUGAGCCACUGCAUCCAGCCAGUGAUCAUUAAAAGAUUAAGAGAUGACUGGACCAGGUCUACCUUGAUCUUGAAGAUUUCCUUGGAAUGUUGAGGUUUAGGCUUAUUUGAGCACUACCUGUCCAACUGUCAGUGCCAGUGCACAGACCUUCUUUUGCCUCCCUUAUGAAGACUGCCCUGCAGGGCUGAGAUGUGGCAGGAGCUACCGGGGAAAAAGGAAGUGCAUUCAAUUGGUGCGUAUUGGCCAAGUUUUGCUUGUUGUGUGCUUGAAAGAAAAUAUCUCUGACCAACUUCUGUAUUCGUGGACCAAACUGAAGCUAUAUUUUUCACAGAAGAAGAAGCAGUGAUGGGAACACAAAUUCUGUUGCCUGGUGGAAAGAAGUCAAAGGACUUCAGCAAUCUAUAUUGCCAGCGCCGGAUCUUUUGACACAGAGUGGUCCCUAAACUUAAACUUCAAGAUGGUAUAGACUUGGUCUUCUUGCUUAUUAUUGCCCCCAGUGCCUAGCACAAUUCUGACACACAAUUGGAACUUACUAAAAAUUUUUUUUACUGUU
Messenger RNA from Symphalangus syndactylus (siamang), 3405 nucleotides. It is a transcript of the gene HAVCR2, whose product is annotated as hepatitis A virus cellular receptor 2. Gene Ontology annotation, biological process: regulation of transcription by RNA polymerase II. Lineage: Eukaryota; Metazoa; Chordata; Mammalia; Primates; Hylobatidae. The record is from RefSeq and is a predicted model, not a curated record. Gene Ontology annotation, cellular component: mediator complex.